UCGUGCCACAGCGCGUGAUCCUCGCGAUCAUGGGCUUCUUGGCCAUGCUCAACGCAUACACUAUGCGUAUUUGUCUCUCGGUAGCCAUUACCGAGCUGGUGGUGAAGAGGAAUUAUACAGAUGAUAAUAGUGAAGUAGUGGCUGUGUGUAAAGCCGAUGAUUUGGACUCAGGGUCAAGCUCUAGCGGUCAAUAUGAAUGGUCAGAGGAGUUACAGGGUUAUAUUCUCUCGUCUUUUUACAUUGGCUACAUUUUGACGCACAUUCCCGGCGGUCUAUUGGCUGAGAAAUUUGGCGGCAAAUGGACGCUCAGUUUGGGCAUUCUUUCCACAGCCUUCUUCACCGUCAUUACGCCACUUGCUAUUAUUCAUGGUGGCGCUAACUGGCUGAUUAUAGUACGUAUAUUGAUGGGCAUCGGUGAGGGUACUACCUUCCCGGCGUUGAGUGUAUUGCUGGCGCAAUGGGUACCAGUGAAGGAGCGUGGCAAAUUGGGCGCUUUGGUAUUGGGCGGUGGGCAAGUCGGCACAAUUUUGGGUAACUUAUUAUCUGGUUUCCUUUUGGCUGCCUAUGACUGGCCUGUGGUUUUCUACUUCUUCGGUGGUUUGGGCAUUAUAUGGUUCAUAAUAUUUACCUUCCUUUGCUACAGCGAUCCGACGACACAUCCAUUUAUUAAGCCUAGCGAAAAGCAAUAUCUAACCAAACAUAUGGGCACCAUUGGACGUAACAAGAAUCUGCCACCCACACCAUGGAAGGCUAUACUUACUAGCUUGCCAAUGUGGGCGCUGAUAUCGGCACAAAUCGGUCACGAUUGGGGCUUUUACAUUAUGGUUACAGAUUUGCCCAAAUAUAUGGCGGACGUUAUGCAAUUCUCCAUCAAAGCCAAUGGUCUCUACUCUUCACUGCCAUACGCUGUAAUGUGGAUAUUUUCGCUAAGUUCAGGCUGGGUGGGCGAUGUUUUAAUCACACGCAAGAUUAUGAGCAUCACAAAAGUACGCAAAAUGAUGACUGGUUUGGCUGCCUAUGGUCCAGCGAUCUUCAUGGUUGCCGCUUCAUAUGCGGGUUGUGAUCGUGUUGUAGUCGUGACGCUCUUCACCAUUUGCAUGGGUCUUAUGGGUGCUUUCUAUGCAGGCAUGAAGCUAACACCACUCGACAUGAGUCCCAACUAUGCGGGCACAUUGAUGGCAAUAACUAAUGGCAUCGGCGCGAUUACAGGCGUAGUUUCGCCAUCGUUAGUCGGUUUGAUGACACCAAAUGUAAGUUGAAACGAAAGAAAGUAUUGACAUUUCAUAGAGAAUUUUCAGUCUAGCUAAGAGUAAGUUAUAUUAACAACAUCCUAGUUUCUGAGAAAUUUUAGUGCAUUACUAAUUAGGGGGAAUUUGGAAAACCUAAAUAACAGUUGUGACAAAUAAGAUUUUCACAUAUGUAUGUAUGUAUAUACGAGUAUUUUUCGUUUCGUUAUGAGGUUGGCAACGAGAAAACAGGCAGCAUUCAGACACUUCCUAAGAAAAGCUUUUGAUUGAUUUUCGCAUGCGUUUUACGUUACAGAUUUCAUAAGCCGAGAGAAAUAGCAGAUCAGCUAUAAAAAUGAAAGAAUUUUUGAGACUGACACUGGUAAAAAAUUAUGGCACAGCAAAAUUAGUAAUUUGGUAACAUCUAGUAACGACUCUGAACACUAGAAACACAGAUAAGGGUCCUUUGAUCCAUUUCCAAAUUGUAA
Messenger RNA from Rhagoletis pomonella (apple maggot), 1714 nucleotides. Its product is annotated as putative inorganic phosphate cotransporter. The coding region runs from base 30 to 1259 and encodes 409 amino acids. Gene Ontology annotation, biological process: transmembrane transport; monoatomic anion transport. Gene Ontology annotation, molecular function: transmembrane transporter activity. The record is from RefSeq and is a predicted model, not a curated record. The transcript has 4 exons. Gene Ontology annotation, cellular component: membrane. Lineage: Eukaryota; Metazoa; Arthropoda; Insecta; Diptera; Tephritidae.